Molecule: messenger RNA, 1566 nt
Organism: Micromonas commoda
Lineage: Eukaryota; Viridiplantae; Chlorophyta; Mamiellophyceae; Mamiellales; Mamiellaceae
Exons: 1
Coding region: 1-1566 (521 amino acids)
Biological process (GO): UDP-N-acetylglucosamine biosynthetic process
Molecular function (GO): UDP-N-acetylglucosamine diphosphorylase activity
Source: RefSeq, a predicted model, not a curated record
AUGGCAUCGAAGGAGGAAGAGGCCGUGGACGCCCUUCGGGCCCGAUACGAGGCCGCUGGCCAGGGCCACGUCUUCGCGCACUGGGAUAAGUGCGACGAGGGCGAGCGCGACGCCCUCGCCGCGCAGCUCCGAUCGGUGGACCUCGAUCACGUGAAGAAGAUUUUCGAUCGAUCCAUCGCGGAUCACGACGCGGGCGCUGCCGCGAAGGGGGAGAUCGAACCCGUCGUUGCGGACGCGUCCGUGCUCAAGGCAUCUGCCGAGGAUCUCUCGGAGUGGCGCGAGGCUGGUCUCGGCGUCGCCUCACUCGGCGAGCUCGCGGUCGUCCUCCUCGCGGGGGGACAAGGCACUCGUCUCGGUUCGUCGGCGCCGAAAGGCAUGUACGACAUCGGGCUUCCGUCCGGUCGUACGCUGUUUCGACUCCAGGCGGAGCGACUGGCGAAGCUCAUGGCGAUGUCCAGCGAAGAGGCGAACCAGGGUGCGCCCGUGCGCGUGCCGUGGUACAUCAUGACGUCGCCGCACACACACGCGGCGACAGAGAAGUACUUUCACGACAACGAGUUCUUCGGCCUCGACUCGGCGGAUGUGACGUUCUUCCAGCAGGGUUCCCUGCCGUGUUUCACCCCGGAGGGCAAGAUCAUCAUGCAGAGUAAACACGAGAUGGCGACCGCGCCUGACGGUAACGGGGGUAUCUACGCCGCUCUGCACGCGAGCGGCGUGAUUGACGACAUGGCAAAAAGAGGGAUCCGGCAUGUGUACGCCUACUGCGUUGACAACGCCCUCGUGAAAGUCGGCGACCCAACCUACGUCGGGUUUUGCGCCCUGAGAAACGUCGAGGCUGGCGCCAAGGUGAUCGCCAAAGCCUACCCCGAGGAGGCUGUCGGCGUGUUCACCCGGAGGAACGGCGAGGUGCACGUCGUGGAGUAUUCGGAGAUGCCCGCCGAGCUGGCGUCGGCGACUGACGCGGAAACCGGCAAAAUCAAGUUUGACGCCGCCAACGUGGUCCUGCACUACUACUCGUUCGACUUUCUGAAGAAAUGUUGCGCGCCUGAUGACGUCGUGCAGUCCUCUCUGGUGUAUCACGUCGCGAAAAAGAAAGUGCCGCGGGUGACAGAGGACGGCGCCGGCACAGAGACUCCCGAGACGCCGAACGGCGUCAAGCUCGAGGCGUUUAUCUUUGACGUGUAUAAAUACGCCAAGGAUGUCGCGUUCCUGGAGGGUGAGCGGGGCGCUGACUUUGCGCCGGUCAAGAACAAGGAGGGAACUGGGAAGGAUUCCCCGGAUACCGCGAGAGCGCUCAUCGAUGCGCUUCACAGAGAGUGGAUCAUGAACGCGGAGGGCAGCGUCGAUGAGGACGACGACGACGGUCUCGGCGUCACUCACGCAGACGGAAAGCGAUACGUCGAGGUUGCCCCGGCGGCGUCUUACGCCGGCGAGGGUCUCGAGCCCGUCGUGAGGUCAUACUUCAUGGGCUUUGUUCCGGCAGGGUUGAGCAUCGAGCCCGUGAGAGAUAACAAGAGGGCGGCGGAGAACGCGACCGACGAGGACGAGCCUCCGGCGAAGAAGUAG